AUGCACACACAUGCCACUGCGCCUUGCAAGGAGCGCGCUCAAGGCAGCAGCAGCAGGGCAGAGAAGCCAAAGAAGCGGGCGAACACCAGCCGAACGAGCACUGCUCCGUCACGCUCCGUCAUGUUUGUGGUGUUUCAAAUGAUCAUCUGCGUCAGCGGCAUUUACAUCUGUUUUGGCCUCUGGUCUAUUAAACAGGAGCGCGUUGUGACGAAGCCGUACCGUGCGAUGGUGGCGGCUGAAGAACACGCCGAAAUGGCGAGGCUGUCUACUGUCUUUGUGAUUGGCUUCGUUCAGGCCAUCACGGGCACGCUCGUUGGGGCGCUAUUGCUGCUUCUAGAGAAAUUGUACGCCAAGUUUUUUUUGCCCCCGCAGGCCACAGCGAAGGUGGGGACGGCAACGACGGGGCCCACCUUGAAAAAUGUGACGACGGUAUCGACGCCAAGAAAUGGGGCGAAGGAAACACCAGCAGGGGCAGCUUCACCUCCGGCAGGAGCUGCAAAGGCGGAAUACGUUGCUGCAUUACGUCUGACGUCAGUGUUGGGGUUUACGAACGCGUUCGGAUCCAGUAUGGGCUAUGCUGCGAUGAGACGUUUGCCGUACCCGGUUGUGCUUGCAACGAAAAUGUCAAAGAUGGUCCCCGUUAUGUUGGUUGGCUUCUUUUGGCAUGGCACGCGAUAUUCUUUGAGUAAAUGCGCGGCUUGUGUUAUUAUCACAAGUGGUGUUUUUUGUUUUUAUUUCCUGGGGGAGAAGCAGCCUCCACAUAAAGAGAGACGAAGAGACAACAGCGCGAUGAUGAGCACCUGGGUGGGAUUUUUGCUGCUGUUUUUUAACCUUGUUACGGAUGGAUUCACAAAUUCCACGCAGGAUGUGCUCGUCAAGCGACUGCAAUGGGGGGGAAAUCAGCUUAUGUUUUUCACCAAUCUUGCGACUAGCACAUGGCUGUUACUUGUCCUCAUUACAUUGGAGGCACUCCACCCAUUGGCUACUGUGAUUCUCGAGGCAGAAGAGUUGACGAGCACCAUGCUUUCAGACGCCUCUCCGAUGGCCACUAUUCUUUCCAGCAUUGACACCUGCGUCCGCUGGUACCUUCGCGACGUCGCCCCACUGAAGGAUCUCUCGCGCACAUGGCACUUCUUUCAACGCUACCCGGAGGCCUUUAAGGAUGUCGUGGAGAUGAGUUUUCUCAGCGCGAUCGGACAGUUUUUCGUUUUCCGCACCAUCUCCUUGUUUGGAAGUCUCACGCUGACUGCUCUCACGCUGCUGCGGAAGUCAGGGAGCGUGCUGUUGUCAGUCAUUAUCCACGGCCACCAUGUGGCUGCUGGACAGUGGUUAUCCCUCCUAGUCGUCUUUGCGGGGGUUGUUUGGGAGGCCUGCGUGCAUGUGCGCAAGGCGGCCCCCUCAGAGCCGGGGCGCUCCGCCUGCGUGGUGAACAAGGACGACAAGAAAGUCAGCAGCAGUCAUUGUGGAAGUAGUGUGUGUGGCACGAAGGGCGUCGCGAAAGCCGCGGGAAGUCCUCGUUCAGUUGACGGCGUCGGGUGUGUCGGCAUGUGUGCUUCAGCUCGUGCUGCAUGA
Messenger RNA from Trypanosoma rangeli, 1572 nucleotides. RefSeq names its product solute carrier family 35 (UDP-galactose transporter), member B1. Gene Ontology annotation, biological process: UDP-galactose transmembrane transport. NCBI's taxonomy places the organism in Eukaryota, Euglenozoa, Kinetoplastea, Trypanosomatida, Trypanosomatidae. Gene Ontology annotation, molecular function: UDP-galactose transmembrane transporter activity; UDP-glucose transmembrane transporter activity. The record is from RefSeq and is a predicted model, not a curated record. Bases 1 to 1572 code for a protein of 523 amino acids. The transcript has a single exon. Gene Ontology annotation, cellular component: Golgi membrane; endoplasmic reticulum membrane.